Toxorhynchites rutilus septentrionalis is the source of this 457-nucleotide messenger RNA. Its product is annotated as ribosomal protein 63, mitochondrial. The transcript is spliced from 2 exons. Bases 96 to 410 code for a protein of 104 amino acids. Gene Ontology annotation, molecular function: structural constituent of ribosome. Gene Ontology annotation, biological process: mitochondrial translation. Gene Ontology annotation, cellular component: mitochondrial ribosome. NCBI's taxonomy places the organism in Eukaryota, Metazoa, Arthropoda, Insecta, Diptera, Culicidae. The record is from RefSeq and is a predicted model, not a curated record.
GCUCAUCUGUCAUUCUAUUGUUACAUCCGUUACAUCAGACUUCAUCAAGUAGAUUUCAAAAUAAAAUAAUCGCACGAGUCCGCAAAUUCCCAGAAAUGCGUUUAACUUUAGUGAACUUUUUCAAAAAAAGUGUGAACGGACACAUAUUCCGUGGAAAGUAUCGUUUAGUUAAACCAGUUAGUUUGCAUUCUGUGCAAUCACUAAGACGAGAUUACGAGAGAACGGAAGCAAACAUGGCACUAUUGUUGAAUCCUUAUUUAUCACUGGAACAAUCUAGCGGUCAUGCAAAGGAAUUUAAUAAGAAGGAAACUGCGAUUGCCAAAUGGCGAGAACGUCAGCUCAAGAUGAAGCCUCAUGUCACCAUAACGGAUCGAUUAGAACACUUAAAUACUAAAAAAACUUGGGAUUAGAAUAAAAAUAUCAAUAUAUUUCAAUUCCAUUUGUGCAGCAUUAAUAA